Molecule: messenger RNA, 1275 nt
Organism: Fusarium pseudograminearum CS3096
Lineage: Eukaryota; Fungi; Ascomycota; Sordariomycetes; Hypocreales; Nectriaceae
Exons: 9
Coding region: 1-1275 (424 amino acids)
Source: RefSeq, a predicted model, not a curated record
AUGUAUCAAACGAGCAGAUCAGGAUGGAGCGAGUGGUCCCAAUGGAUCUGGAAUACAGACUAUCAGCAGUACUACCGCCAGCGAGUAGAUGUUUCAGGCAACUCAGACAUACAGUGGCAGAGUGAAUAUGAGGCUGUUCAAAACAACCAGACACCCCGAACCCCAGUGGAGCAGAUGACACAGCAGUUCGGGGCUGUCAACAUACGGAGUCCUGAACAAACCGCUGGAGAUGAACAAAAUAACGACGAUUACACAGUUACUAGCUCAUCAUCAAAGGUGAAAUCUAGAUCAUCAAGGUCGCAUAGCAGUUCUUCAAAAUCGAAAUCGAAAUCAUCCAAAACUUCUACCGGGAAAGGGAAAGCACCCGUUCAGGAAGAUAUUCCUGAGGACGACGAGCAAGAUUAUGACGAUCGCCAUACCCAACGAAAAGCAUCUAUACCGCAAGAAGAGAUGUACUACGACGAGGCCACUCAACAGUACCUCGCGUAUCCGCAAACUGCACAAGUGUCUACUCCAACUCCAGCACAACCAUAUGCAGAGGCUUCGGGAGAAUAUGAGGAUCCAGUACUUCAGGAUGCUCUUGCUCAAAGCAAACAAUAUACUCGUGAUCGAUAUGGAAAUGGCGAGUCGUCGUCUGCAACAUACACCGCAUAUACACAAGAUGACGAAGACCAACCCACGCCCGCAGUGUCUGCGGGAAACCAAGAGCACAUUAUAGGCACUAGUGGUGAAUCGGAAACUCUGGAUCCACGAUAUACCGUUGCACCUUCACACAUGUUUCAACCUGGAGAGGUUUUUAAGGUGCUAUGGCCAGAACCAGCAGGAGGAGGUAGCAUCGUAGAGGAGACGGUCUAUCGUGACCAGUACGGCGGCCGGAUAUUCGUUCACUUUCGCCGAUUUAUCGUUGUUGCAAACGACCUAGGGCAUUGCACUUGCAUUCCAAUCUCUACCUACGGUAAGAAGGGUUGCAAAAAGAGUGGUGUCAAGGCCGAGCAACAUGGCAUUGUCGCUGAAAGUAGCAAUCGAAACCCCGUCCCUUUGAGCAACGAGCCUAGGCUUGGGUUUCCUCCAGUUCGUGUGCAUAUUUCCGAGCCAGGCGAACGCAUCUCAAAAGAAUCACGAGUUAACUACUCGAAACUCACGACAGUGGAGCACAACGUCAAAGUGCUCUUCAUUGGUCGUGUAGUGGGCUCAGAUUGGGAUGUCGUUACAGAGGCUGUCAACACCAGCUGGGCGAACAAGAUGCACACGCACAAGAAGAAGCAUCGCAGGUAA